This is a messenger RNA of Aaosphaeria arxii CBS 175.79, 708 nucleotides long. RefSeq lists its product as uncharacterized. Gene Ontology annotation, cellular component: nucleus. Gene Ontology annotation, biological process: regulation of transcription by RNA polymerase II. NCBI's taxonomy places the organism in Eukaryota, Fungi, Ascomycota, Dothideomycetes, Pleosporales. The record is from RefSeq and is a predicted model, not a curated record. Bases 1 to 708 code for a protein of 235 amino acids. The transcript is spliced from 3 exons.
AUGGACUCUCUCUACUCUGACCCGGAUGGUCUUCUGCGUUGUAAUCUUUGCGGUGCUAUUGUGGGAUUCUGCAGUCACUACUCACCAUUUACUGGCACUCCCUUCGAAGCUCCUACUUAUAUGACCCCUCCAGAAUUGCCACAGGGUCCGCUGCAACCACCUGUGUUCGAUGACCUUUUCGUCGACUUUCCCGAGGAGCGUCCUCCAGCGCCAAAUCAUACCAUCCCCGUCACUAGCCCGUCACUGGACGGCUUGAAUGUAGAUAUUCUCAACCUGGAUGCUACAACUGUGACCCGAGAAACAGUCGAGAAUUACCUCGAGGAUAUCUACACACCUGGUUAUCGCACAAUGGUCCCAGAAGUCGAGCCCGCAGCAGUCAAGCCGCAGCAGCCCCCCAUUCGCCGACAGCCACCCAUCCCAGGCGGAUUUCAUUGCACAGUCAAGAAGUGCACGAGGGCUUUCGAUCGCUCAUGCGAUCUUAAUCGUCACUAUAAAUCACAUCUUGAACGUAAUCAGCGCCCUCACAAAUGUGAGCUGUGCGAAUUACGAUUCUUGUACCCGAAAGACUGCAAGCGUCAUCAGCAAACCCACAAUCCACAAUUAUCCAGACGGACGAUUUUCUACUGUACCGUACCUGGAUGCAUAAAUGUAGACGGUUUCUCUCGUCGUGACAAUCUCCUGCGCCAUAUGCGCAAUCAUCACCGUUGA